Molecule: messenger RNA, 534 nt
Organism: Medicago truncatula (barrel medic)
Lineage: Eukaryota; Viridiplantae; Streptophyta; Magnoliopsida; Fabales; Fabaceae
Product: probable glutathione peroxidase 8
Exons: 6
Coding region: 1-534 (177 amino acids)
Biological process (GO): response to oxidative stress
Molecular function (GO): peroxidase activity
Source: RefSeq, a predicted model, not a curated record
AUGACCCCUGAAACAAUCGGUGAACAAAAAUCUGUGUUUGAUUUUUAUGUCAAGGAUGCUAAGGGAGGUAUUGCUAAUCUCGCAACUUAUAAGGGAAAAGUUCUGCUGAUUGUCAAUGUUGCUUCUCAAUGCGGCUUAACCGACUCCAACUAUGCUGAGUUGAAUCAACUAUAUGACAAGUAUAAAGACCAAGGCUUCGAGAUUUUGGCAUUUCCAUGUAAUCAAUUUCGCGACCAAGAGCCCGAAACUAGUGAUAAAAUUGUGGAGUAUGUUUGCACUCGCUUCGGAUCAAAAUUUCCCAUCUUUGGUAAGAUUAAAGUGAAUGGGUUCCAUUCUGCUCCUCUGUAUAAAUUCUUGAAGUCAGGGAAAUUUGGAGUAAUUUUUGGAGAUGACAUUCAGUGGAACUUUGCUAAGUUUUUGAUUGAUAAGGAUGGCCAAGUUGCCGCUCGCUAUUAUCCUACCACUUCUCCUCUUAGCCUUGAGCAUGAUAUUUGUCAGCUACUUUGUGACGGCAAGCUACUUUGUGUUGAGUAA